Molecule: messenger RNA, 5118 nt
Organism: Vicia faba (fava bean)
Lineage: Eukaryota; Viridiplantae; Streptophyta; Magnoliopsida; Fabales; Fabaceae
Source: the annotation of a GenBank genome assembly
AUGAAUCUUUUACCGGAAAAUGGUUGUUGUACUGAGCUGAAGAAAAAGUAUUCGAAGCUUCAAGAAUCACGGAAUGCUCUAAGAGAAGCUGUGAAGCUGCUCGAACAAACUGUUAACAAGUUCCAAACUCAGAAUGUGAGCCUCAAAAAAGCAUACCAGGAAGAAUCAGCUAAGGCAAAAAUUGAAAAAGAGGAAAAGCUGAAAGAAUUCAAUGCUAAGGUUUUGUUAGAGAAUGAAGUUUCUGCUUUAAAAUCUGAGAUCACUGCAUUGCAGCUGAAAUGUGACACAGUUGCUCAGGAAGAACAUGAGGAUGUGGAAGCUUUGGAAGCCGAUAUAUCUGAUAAGGAAAAGGAAAUUGAUAGAUUGAAGAAAGUUGUGGAGAAAGAGAAGAAAAAGGCCGAGUCUGAGAGGAAGGUUGUUGAGAAUGAGGUUUGUGCCUUAAAAGCUGAGAUCAAUGCAUUGCAGCAGAAAUGUGGCACAACUGCUCAGGAAGAAAAUGAGAAUGUGAAAGCUUUGAAAGCUGAUAUAUGUGAUAAGGAGAAGGAAAUUGUUAGAUUGAAGAAACUUGUGGAGAAAGAAAAGAAAAGGGCUGAUUCUGAGAGGAAGGUUGUUGGGACUGAGGUUUCUGCCUUAAAAGCUGAGAUCAGUGCAUUGCAGCAGAAAUGUGGCACAAAUGCUCAGGAAGAAAAUGAGAAUGUGAAAGCUUUGAAAGCCAAUAUAUCUGAUAAGGAAAAGGAAAAUGAUAGAUUGAAGAAACUUAUGGAGAAAGAAAAGAAAAGGGCUGAUUCUGAGAGGAAGGUUGCCGAGAAUGAGGUUUCUGCCUUAAAAUCUGAGAUCAAUGCAUUGCAGCAGAUAAGUGUCACAGUUGCUCAGGAAGAAAAUGAGAGUAAAGCUUUGAAAGCCGAUAUAUUUGAUAAGGAACAGGAACUUGAUAGAUUGAAGAAACUUAUGGAGAAAGAAAAGAAAAGGGCUGAUUCUGAGAGGAAGGUUGCCGAGAAUGAGGUUUCUUCCUUGAAAGCUGAGAUCAAUACAUUGCAGCAGAAAUGUGGCACAAUUGCUCAGAAAGUAAAUGAGGAUGUGAAAGCUUUGAAAGCUGAUAUAUCUGAUAAGGAAAAAGAAAUUGAUAGAUUGAAGAAGCUUGUGGAGAAAGAAAAGAAAAGGGCUGAUUCUGAGAGGAAGGUUGCCGAAAAUGAGGUUUCUGCCUUAAAAUCUGAGAUCAAUACAUUGCAGCAGAUAAGUGUCACAGUUGCUCAGGAAGAAAAUGACAAUAACGCUUUGAAAGCCGAUAUAUCUGCUAAGGAAAAGGAAAUUGAUAGAUUGAAGAAACUUGUGGAGAAAGAAAAGAAAAGGGCUGAUUCUGAGAUGAAGGCUGCCGAGAAUGAGGUUUCUGCUUUGAAAUCUGAGAUCAAUGCAUUGCAGCAGAAACGUGGUUCAGUUGCUCAGGAAGAAAAUGAGAAUAAAGCUCUGAAGGCUGAUAUAUCUGAUAAGGAAAAGGAAAUUGAUAGAUUGAAGAAACUUGUGGAAAAAGAAAAGAAAAGGGCUGAUUCUGAGAGGAAGGUUAGCGAGAAUGAGGUUUCUGCCUUAAAAUCUGAGAUCAAUGCAUUGCAGCAGAAAUGUGCCACAGUUGCUCAGGAAGAAAAUGAGAGUAAAGCUUUGAAAGCCGAUAUAUUUGAUAAGGAAAAGGAACUUGAUAGAUUGAAGAAACUUAUGGAGAAAGAAAAGAAAAGGGCUGAUUCUGAGAGGAAGGUUGCCGAGAAUGAGGUUUCUUCCUUGAAAGCUGAGAUCAAUAUGUUGCAGCAGAAAUGUGGCACAAUUGCUCAGGAAGUAAAUGAGGAUGUGAAAGCUUUGAAAGCUGAUAUAUCUGAUAAGGAAAAAGAAAUUGAUAGAUUGAAGAAGCUUGUGGAGAAAGAAAAGAAAAGGGCUGAUUCUGAGAGGAAGGUUGCCGAGAAUGAGAAAAAGAAGGCUGCUGAAGCUUGUAAGUUAUUGGAAGCAGAGAAGAAAGUAUCUAUGAAUAAGGGGAUGCAACUUUCCAAAAUCGAGGCAGAGAAGGUUGAAGAGUAUAGGCUUCAGCAAGUUCACUUGGAGAAAGAAGUCACUGAAACAAAAAUGAAGCUGGCUUCUGAGUUGUUGAAGUUUAAAGAGGCAAGCAAAAGAGUUGAAGCGGAAAAACAGAAGCUCUUGGUAGAAAAAAGGAAUGCUGAGUCAAAGUUGAAAAAAGCUCAAGAACAGGUAGGGGUUGAAAAACAGAAGGCAGUUAGAGAAAAGCGGCGUGCAGAUGAGGAGCAUGUUAAAGUAGAGGAGCAGAAAAGGCUUGCUCAAGAUAACUGGAAGAGUGGCAAGGAAGCAAAACAUCUUGCUGAUCAGAGGUCUCGGGAGUUAUUAGAAAAUAAGAAGACAAUUGAGGAUUUGAAACAGAAGAUUCAGGAGCUUUCAUCUCUAAGAAAACCCAAUGAAAUAUCUGGAGUAUCUUCUAAUGGGAGUGCUGAAAGUGAUAAAAUACAGCUUUUGAAAAGCAGUUUAGAGCUUGAAAAGUUACGUGCAAAGCAUGCAAGGGAAAAGUUAAAACAUGAAAGGAAGAAGUUUGAGCAUGAAAGGAUGAAGUUUAAAUACGAAGAAUGUUGUCGUAACACUUUCCAGAAGGAAUUGCACCGCAUAAAGCUUGAUUGUAUUCAAAAUUACAAUCACCUUACUAUGCUGGAUGCAUCCUUUUCACAUGUCGCUGGAAGUAUGCAUGGCCCAGCUAAGUGUCAGAAUAUGCCCAGCAUGCAGAAACCUGAUGUCAUGACUCAACUCUGCAAUCUAGGUAUGCCUCAAAUGCACAGCUGUGUUGAAAAUGAGCUUACGAAGCCUUGCGGCGUAAAGGUUGGUGCGUGCGAUUCUUUGAGGAAAAGCAUGCAGAAUCCUCCACUUCUUGCUAUAUCUGAAGGGAAUUAUACUGAACCCAUCACAGGAAAGAGAUCAGUUAUUUGUCAUGAUGGAAUAAGGAAUAGGAUUUCUGAUACAAUCGAAUGUGUUGCAAAUUUGUCUUCUGAGGAGAGUGACAGGCCCCACAAGAAGAGAAAGAAAUCUCAUAGGGAAAAAGAGCAUACACCUGGGAAUGAGAAAAAGAAAGCAGAAGACCCAAAAGCUGGAGUCUAUGAGGAUGCAGAUGGCUUCAGACAAACCACCUGUCCUGCAUAUAGGGACAGGAUAUUUGAUGAAAUAUAUAGUGGAAAUGCUAUGAAGUUGUUAGAUUUAGAAAAUGCCGUUGAUGAGGAACGCUAUAGAAGAGCCAUGAGUGCACCCUUGUCACCACUAUCUCUCGAGACUGAAACAGUUGCUUUAAAUAAUGUGGAGCCUUUUCAGGACAAAGUUCUUCAUACAGACUUGUUGAAUCAAAGAGAUUUGUCUCCUUCGACUAGAUGUGAUGUCAUUGAUGUUGGGAUGAAUUCCAACAUGCAAAAAUUUGAUGCAUUUACAGUUCCUUGUAAUGGAGACAAGUCAAAGCAGGAUAUACCAACUGAUGUAACAUUGCAGGAAGCUCAUUCUUUGGAAAAUUUAAAGGAUACAUCUUUGGCAGAGAUUGGAAAUGGAUCUUUACACAAUCAACUUCCUAAUUUUUGUCUCAUAGUAUCAGAUAGGGAUGAUAACAGUAGCAUAUCUAGGAAACUUCUUGCUACAAGGAAUUGUAUAGCACGGUGCAGUUUGGAUACUCAAACAGGAUGGGAAGUUGCUAGCAUUCUGACUGCAGUUGACAUGGAAGAAAUAUCCUCACAAAAUGAGAAGCUUUCCAUGUUGUUGACACUUUUGCUGUUCAACUUUACCAUGACUGCAAUGAAAUUUAGUGAAGGCAACUUAAUCCUUUGCUUGAGUUCUUAUGCUGAACACAUCUGUAGAGUUCUGGCUGAUGCAGACACAAGGAUGUUGCUGUUAGAAAAAAAUUCGUUGCUGGAGCUGCUCCGCCUCAUUGAAGAUUUUCUCAUAGAAGGAAAAGUUAUAUUAAAAGAUAUAGUACCUACUGAGACCCCAUCUGAUAGUGAUUUGAGAAAUGAAAAUUUUCUGGAUGGCCUAGACACGUUAAGUUCUAAAGUAGCUAUGGAUGAGCAGUUGGUAGCGGCGGGUAUUAUACUAGCAUCAAUAUGUGCUGCAACUGAUUAUAUUGGAUUUCUUUCCGAGGCAUCAUAUAAUAUUCUUAGAUUGUGCAGAUAUGAUUCUUUUAUGGUGCUAACUAUUCUUCACAUUUUUGCUAACCUGGGUGGAAAAAAGUAUUUUGACUCGUGCAGUUUUGGCUUGAUGGUGACCGUCUUGAAAUCUCUAGUUAUGUUUCUUGAGGGAGGGAGCAUAUCUGUCACUCCUGCUUCUUGUCUUCCAUCAAUAAAUCAGCUGAGUACUGAUUUAUGUACUAGCGUUAAAUGCCCUUUCUCGGAAGGUGCCGAGUCCAUUGAUGUUGUUACAUUCUUGCUCUUAGAGAAGAUCAAGAAGCAUCUAUUUCAGCAAGAAGGACAAUUUGAUUCGUCAUGUUUCAGAUCCCUUUUAGACAAUUAUAAUAAUGGACAGUGGUCUAAUCAGGAUGUGGUUCCAUGUACCAAUAGCAUAAGUUGUGAUGCGUCAUGCUGUUUGAAAAACCAUGUGGCUUGUCGUACUCAACCAGAUGUUCAUAUUGAUGUUACCUUAUGCCAACUUAGUGACAUUCUCUCAUUGUUGGAGCUUGUUGCAAACAAAAUGGGCUGGCAAUGGACCAACACAAAACUUGUUCCUCAGCUGCUUCAUGUACUGGAUUCUUGUGUGGUGGAGAACGCUGCGGUUGCUGUCAUUGCUCUUCUUGGUCAGCUUGGAAGGUUUGGAGUUGAUGCUGGUGGGUAUGAAGACCAAGGAGUUGAACACUUGAGAUCUAAGUUACUGUCUUAUCUAAACAAUUUUUCCAUCAAAGCAGGCACUUCUCUUCAAAUUGCUGCUGCCACUGCUCUGUUUGGUCUUCUUCCUCUUGAUUUAGAAGCAGCUUUGAAGAACGAGUUUAAUCUUUCAGCACAUUCUAGUAAAUCUAUUUCUGAUGACGCUGCAAGUUUAAAGAAAUGGUUUUCUGGGCUAGCGGAACAUCAAAGGGAAUCGCUAAAUGGCAUUUUAAGAUGCGCUGAUUAA